AGGACGAGACGAUAUUUAUUCUUCAAAAUGGUUUGCUUACGAAAGUAUGAGGUUUCUACAUGACAGGGAUUAAGCAAGGAAAACCAGAAGCAAUUCACAAAUGGCCGAUGAUGACGUUAAGGGAAAUAAUGAAGACGACACCGAUAGCUUACACUACGACAGCAGUAACGAAGGUGUAGAAAACGCGAUUAUUGAUUUGGACAGUUCUCAUGAAGAAAUUCAUUCGGAUAGACACACGUCACCAAUUGCAGAAGUUAAGAAAGUAUUUGUAUCUCCAAAAAAAUCUGCCCCAAAACGAAAAGCCGGGGAAGAUCCGCGUAUAAAUGCUGCAUAUCAAUAUUUAAAGAAAGCUGCUGAAAGGCCUCAAGAAAGUAAAGAUGAAUGUGCAUCAUAUAUGGUGAAUAUGUGGCACAUAAACUAAGAAAACUAUGACCGCCACCGAGCUAUUGCACAACAUAAGAUUAAUAAUAAUUUGUUUGAAGUAGAAAUGAUGCAGUUGUCAGCCCACGCACAGACCUCUCAGCAUACCCAAGUUUUCCCAUUCAUGUCCUCAACCCAAGUUUUCGAACCACCAGUUACACAGACUCAUAUAGCUCGCUCUCCUUCAUUUGAAACGUAUAACAUGCCAAGAUACCAACGUACAGCGCAAGCUCCCGC
Messenger RNA from Acanthoscelides obtectus, 657 nucleotides. NCBI's taxonomy places the organism in Eukaryota, Metazoa, Arthropoda, Insecta, Coleoptera, Chrysomelidae. The record is from the annotation of a GenBank genome assembly.